AUGGCGGCCAUGGAGGAGCUGGAGAUUCAUAGCAAGUCCUACUUUGUGCGAUGGAUCAAUGUCGGCGCCAACCAGACCAUCUCGUGGAGCAUUCAACCUCACAAGAAAUCCGUCAACUUUGGCCUCUUCAAACACCCCGGUCAAUCCAGCUUGGCUUCACAAUUACCCGCCUCCGAUUCUCAGAGCACCGCCUCCACGGACAACCUCCCCGCGGCCGGCGCCCGCAAUCAACCCUCCGCCGUGAUCGAGAAACUGACAGCCAUUGGUCUCAAACAGAUCAAGUGGGUGGGAAAAUGUGAGGCCGACCGCAUCUCCCAGGGCACGUACGAUGUGCCCGCUCACGAGGCGGGGAAUUACGCCCUCGUCUUCGACAAUACUUUCUCCAAACAGAUCUCCAAGACCGUCACCCUGGUCCUACUGACGUAUCCGACGGGCAUGCAUCCGCAGGGGUCUGCGCCACCCUCCAUCGCGCGCUCCCACGCAGGCGGCUCGUCGGAUUCUCUGCCCCAGCCUCGGACGCGGGGCCGCAGCAAAUCCACCCUGAGCGCGCAGGUGUCGGACUCAUCGAUGCACUCGGGGAUCUUGCAAAAGCGUCGGCGCAAGAAGCACCAGGGGUGGGCGCGUCGCUUCUUCUCGCUGGACUUUACCUCGUCGACCUUGUCCUAUUACCAUGACCCCAACUCCUCGGCUCUGCGCGGUGCCAUUCCGCUCUCGCUCGCGGCCGUGGCUACGAACGAGAAGUCCCGGGAGAUCUCAAUUGAUUCGGGCACGGAAAUCUGGCACCUGCGUGCAAGCACCGACCCGGACUUUGAGGCUUGGAAGAGCGCGCUGGAGAAGGCGUCGUCAAAGGAUACACCGCGGCCGAGUGAACUCUCCGUGGCCGGGACAAGAGCGGGAGCGGGCGUGCUCCCACAGCUUCGUCUGUCGACUCCAGGGUACCCCUCGCCCGCGGAGGAGGCUGAGUGGAGCCAGGUGGAAAAGUUGGUGAGCAAGGUCUCGGGCUCGCGAGAUGCAGUGCGUCGUCUCGCCAGAGACACCGAUCCCAAGUACAUGGCAGCUCCGUCGCCAGCUCCGAUUGAAUCUCGAAAUCGAGGCCGAUCACCCAGUCCCCAGCCAGGGGCUGGAGCUGGAACACAGGACUCGUCGGGCCCGGAUCCCAAACGGCCAUUCUGGAAGCGCAAGACAAGCGGGAACUCACAGGUUGGUGCCAAAAAGCCAGCUGGUUCCGAACAGACCAAUUCCGGUUCCAAUACCUCUCAGUUGGUGGUGCCCAAGCCCGAGGCAAAUGGCCGACCUGCCAGCAUCACCAGCCAUGCAGACGGAAUGGAUGAGAUUCAUGAUCAUCUCAUGGCUGUCCUGCGCGAUCUCGACCAAGCUGUGUCCGAGUUCUCCACCCUGAUAGCAGAAAGCAAGCAGCGUCGAUGUCCACCGCGGCCCACCUUUGCCUCGCGAAAGAGCAUGGAAUCGGAUAUCUCGCAGGAAUUCUUUGACGCCCCGGAUGGCGGAGCUCGGUCUCCGUUGCUGAGGAUUCGAGACAGCGAUGAUGAGGAUAUGGCGGGGGGUCGAGCCGAAGACGCUGCCGAGAAUGUGGAAGACGAUGCGCCUUCCGACAGCGAAGAUGAGGCGGACACUGCCACUCUGCACGACACCAGCACUGCCUCUCCGUUGUUCCCUGCUCGUCCCAAAACGCUUGCUCCUCUACCUCUGGAAAAGGUGAAACGCCGUCAGAACAUCGCCGCACCCACGGUCCUUCCACCGAGUCUGAUUGGAUUCCUCCGCAAGAACGUCGGUAAGGACCUGUCCACGAUAUCCAUGCCCGUAUCAGCCAACGAACCCCUCUCACUGCUCCAACGCGCUGCAGAGAUUCUCGAAUACUCCACUCUUCUUGAUCAAGCAGCGCAGACCUCCGAUCCGGUGGAACGUCUCAUGUACGUGACAGCCUUUGCGAUCUCCUCGCUCUCAAGCAAUCGGGUCCGGGAACGAUCCAUCCGCAAACCCUUCAACCCUAUGCUUGGUGAAACCUAUGAGCUGGUCCGUGAGGACCAAGGGUUCCGCUUCAUCGCAGAAAAGGUCUCUCAUCGACCGGUCCAACUGGCCUACCAAGCCGACAGCCGCGAAUGGAGUCUCGCCCAGUCCCCCAUGCCCAGUCAAAAGUUCUGGGGCAAAUCUGCCGAGAUUACCACCGAAGGCCGCGUCCGGAUCACUUUGCAUUCUACCGGAGACCGAUUCAGCUGGGUCCCUGCCACCUCGUUCCUCCGUAACAUCAUUGCGGGCGAGAAGUAUGUCGAACCCGUCGGCGAGCUGGCCGUCACCAACGAGUCCACCGGUCAUCGAUCUAUCUCCACCUUCAAGUCUGGCGGCAUGUUCUCCGGGCGCAGCGAGGAAGUCACCACGCGUGCGGUGGAUUCAUACAACUCCCCAGUCUCGCUCGGCUUGGUAGGGACAUGGCCCGCCUCGCUCAGUCUCACCCGCGAUGGCAGUCCCUCGGGCAAACCAAUCUGGACCGCCGGUCCGCUGGUUCCAAACGCACCUAAGCAUUAUGGGUUGACUGCCUUUGCGGCUGCACUCAAUGAGAUCACCCCGAUUGAAGAAGGCCGCCUGCCAGCGACCGAUUCCCGACUCCGCCCCGACCAGCGUGCUCUGGAAGAAGGGGACCUCGAUCGUGCGGAGGAAGUGAAAGUGCAGUUGGAAGAGGCACAGCGUGCACGUCGGCGGGAGAUGGAAGCGGACGGUCAGGCAUGGACACCGAGGUGGUUCACGAGGGUGAGUGAAGACUCGGAUGGUGGGGAGAUUGUGUGGCGAUUGAAGGGUGGGAAAGAAGGGUAUUGGGAUGAGAGGGCGAAGGGAAGUUGGACUGGUGUUGUUCCAGUCUUUGAGGCGUGA
This is a messenger RNA of Penicillium oxalicum, 2883 nucleotides long. RefSeq names its product oxysterol-binding protein related protein OSH3. The transcript is spliced from 2 exons. Gene Ontology annotation, biological process: ER to Golgi ceramide transport; piecemeal microautophagy of the nucleus; maintenance of cell polarity. The record is from RefSeq and is a predicted model, not a curated record. Lineage: Eukaryota; Fungi; Ascomycota; Eurotiomycetes; Eurotiales; Aspergillaceae. The coding region runs from base 1 to 2883 and encodes 960 amino acids. Gene Ontology annotation, molecular function: sterol binding. Gene Ontology annotation, cellular component: perinuclear endoplasmic reticulum; cytosol; plasma membrane.